CAUCUGCCUGCUAUGAAAAUGGUUCAAAUCUUUGUCAUUUACAUUCAGCUUGUUGUCCUGAAAUGGAGGUUACUGAUGGAGCACAGACAAUGAGGAAGAAACCAGUAGCUGCAUCGUGUACGUGUCCAAAUGGAUACACAAAGCUGGAUAAUCAACAAAUUAGUCGUAACUGUUACCUCUUUGGCGGAAUAGAUCACUGUCUACCAUGGCAGUCGGCUGAGGAUAUAUGUAUGAGCACUCGGGGCGCUCACUUAUGGGUUCCUGAUACCGAAGACGAAGCGGAGGCACUACGGGAAAAGUUUGGAAUAGGUGAUGACGAUGCAGAUGUCUGGACCGGGGCCAAAGAUCUGAAGAAUAAUGGUACUUACCUGUUUACAAUGACCAAUACACAACUCGAUCUUGAUAAUCUACCGUUUGGACUUGAAGAAGGAUCGAACCGUGGCAGAUGUGUAGAACUAGAGUUUAAUGAUGAAGAGUUUUAUGCAGAUGGUUACUGGUAUGAUAUAUAUGGUUGGUUCUGGGAUGCUGAUGAGUGCGACGAAGAUGAGCUGUAUGUGUGCGAGUUUCCAGUUGAAUGUCUAUGACGAUUGACAGAUUUUGUUUCUUAUACUGAACUAAUUUCAAUCAAAACUGUCUGAUGAAUAAAAAAUUUAAAAACUUC
This is a messenger RNA of Mytilus trossulus (common blue mussel), 661 nucleotides long. RefSeq lists its product as uncharacterized. The transcript is spliced from 6 exons. The record is from RefSeq and is a predicted model, not a curated record. Lineage: Eukaryota; Metazoa; Mollusca; Bivalvia; Mytilida; Mytilidae. The coding region runs from base 63 to 584 and encodes 173 amino acids.